Messenger RNA from Mauremys reevesii (Reeves's turtle), 1870 nucleotides. It is a transcript of the gene ABHD16A, whose product is annotated as abhydrolase domain containing 16A, phospholipase. The record is from RefSeq and is a predicted model, not a curated record. NCBI's taxonomy places the organism in Eukaryota, Metazoa, Chordata, Testudines, Geoemydidae. Gene Ontology annotation, biological process: monoacylglycerol catabolic process; phosphatidylserine catabolic process. Gene Ontology annotation, cellular component: endomembrane system. The transcript is spliced from 20 exons. Gene Ontology annotation, molecular function: glycerophospholipase activity; monoacylglycerol lipase activity. Bases 101 to 1750 code for a protein of 549 amino acids.
GUCUGUCCGCCCCGGGCUCCUGUAGAGAACCCGGAAGUGGAGUUUCUUUACCCCCCGCCCCCCCUUGUCCACCCGGCCCCCGGCUUUGGUCCGGGCCAAGAUGGCGAAGCUGCUGAGCUGUGUGCUGGGGCCGCGGCUCUACCGGGUCUAUCGGGACCGGGAGCCGGCCAGGCCCUCCCGAGAUGGGGACGAGGCAGCCGAGGGGGCCCAGGAUGGUUCUUGGGAGUCGUACUACCAGCCGCGGACACUGGAGAAACACGCUGACAGCAUCCUGGCCUUGGCGUCGGUGCUCUGGUCUAUUUCCUAUUACACUUCCCCCCUGGCUAUGUUCUACUUGUACCGAAAAGGAUACCUGACCAUGUCGAAGGUGGUUCCUUUCUCGCACUACGCUGGGACCAUGCUGCUCCUUUUGGCCGGGGUCGCCUGCCUGAGAGGCAUCGGGCGCUGGACCAACCCCCAGUACAUCCAGUUCAUCACCAUCCUGGAAGAUAGCCACCGCAUCGGCACCCCGGAAAUCAAGAAGAAACUCGCCAGCUACAACUUCGACUUCAGGAGCUGGCCCGUGGACUUCCGCUGGGACGAGGUCACUAGCCGGUCGGACUCCCGGGGCGUCUCGCUGCUGCGGCCGGAGCCCAAACACCGGAGCGCGGCCAACGGCUUCCUCCACGCCAUCAAGAAGCUGCCCUGCCAGAUCGCCAGCUACAUCGUGGCGCACACGUUCGGGCGCAGGAUGCUGUAUCCCGGCUCCGUCUACCUGCUGCAGAAAGCCGUCAUGCCCAUGCUGCUGCAGGGCCAGGCCCGCCUGGUGGAGGAGUACAACGGGAAACGAGCCAAGCUGUUAGCCUGCGAUGGCAAUGAGAUUGACACGAUGUUUGUGGACCGUCGGGAAAGCUCCGAGCCCCACGGCAAGAAACUGGUGAUCUGCUGUGAAGGCAACGCUGGAUUCUAUGAGGUCGGCUGCCUACCCACCCCCCUAGAUGCCGGCUACUCGGUGCUCGGAUGGAACCACCCCGGCUUCGCUGGCAGCACGGGCAUCCCCCUGCCGCAGAACGAGGCCAACGCCAUGGACGUGGUGAUGCAAUACGCCAUCCACCGGCUGGGUUUCCUGCCCGAGGACAUCGUGGUGUACGCCUGGUCCAUCGGGGGCUUCACAGCCACGUGGGCGGCCAUGUCGUACCCGGACAUCAGCGCCCUGGUGCUGGACGCCUCCUUCGACGACCUGAUCCCCCUGGCGCUCAAGGUCAUGCCAGAGAGCUGCAGAGGGCUGGUCACCAGGACGGUGAGGCAAUACCUGAACUUGAACAACGGCGAGCAGCUUUGCAGAUACCAGGGGCCCGUGUUGCUGGUCAGAAGAACGAAGGAUGAAAUUAUCACAACCACGGUCCCGGAAGAUAUCAUGUCAAACAGGGGGAAUGACCUGCUGCUGAAACUCCUCCAGCACCGGUACCCCAAGGUGAUGGCCGAGGAGGGGCUGCGAGUCGUCCGGGAAUGGCUAGAAGCUUCUAAUGCUGUGGAGGAAGCCUCGGUGUACAGCUCCUACGAGGUGGACGAGGACUGGUGCCUGUCCGUGCUGAGCUCCUACCAGGCCGAGCGCGGCGGCCACUUCCCAUGGAGCGUGGGGGAGGACAUGACGCCCGAGGGGCGACGGCAGCUGGCCCUGUUCCUGGCCCGGAAGCACCUGCGGAACUUCGAGGCGACACACUGCACCCCACUGCCCCCCCCAGCCUUCCGUUUGCCCUGGCACUUGUAGCCGGGGGCCCCCCCGUCAUGCCCAUCGAUUGCACUGACACCCCCCCCGUCGGUCUGUUUUAUAUGGAGCCGGGUGCCCCCCUCCCUGCUGUGUGACCCGCCCCCCCCGCCUGCCGCACGC